UGAUUUAAUAGUUUCUGUUAAUAGAAGUAAGGUUUUUUUAUGAGUGAAAGGUAAAACUGGUUUUUGUUUAGGGUUAUAGUGUUGAGAGAUCUACAUUUUUUCUGAUAAGUGAGCAUUUUAAAAAACAGGCUUUUGUUUUCGAAGCGUAACUUCAAACUAUAGUUAAGUAAAAAUAACGACAGUUGUUGAAAUAAAUUAUAAACACGAUUAUAUUCACUCUUUAUAAUUUUAGUUGUAAAUGGGUUACAUACGUAAUAUCUAUGAACUCGUUAAUUUCUAGGCAAUAAAUAAACCUGAUACAGGGUUUAUUGGACCCUUAACACAAGCUGAAUAUGAACAACUUUAUCCUCGGACUGACAAACCUGAUCUAUUGGCUGAGGUAGCUGCUGAAGAAAAUGAAUGGAUAGAAUUUGAACGGCUUGAUGAAAAAGAAGCUGUUCAAGCUGGAACUGCAGCUUGGACUCCCUUAACACCACCCUAUAUCGAUUCACAUUUCUCCAUAUGGUCUCUGUCAGAAUCUAUAAGUGCUAGUCAGCUUUAUCUGGGUGGAAAGCUACCUCCACCUCCAACAGCUAGUUGGGCAAAAGUAUUACGACGAGACUAUACAGCAGAUGAUUACGAAGAAGAAAUUGAUUAUAUGCGUGCUCGAGCUGAAAAUGAAAUCAAAUAUGAAAUCGGUGAACUGGCUCCUGUGCGAUAUGCAAUUCACGUUCAGGUUGCUUCAACGUAUUCCGAAAGUCUGAUGAUUUCUUCUUUGGCUGAAGAUUAUUAUUGUAUAGCAGGUUAUAUUGGUUGGUGUGAUCUGUCCGAUCCAAGUCUUUCCAGUCAUGUUCAACAAAUGAGUCACGAUCCGUUACUUGUUGGUUUACGUUAUGAUGUUAGUGAAAUGGAUGGUGAUUAUCUGUUGGAGUCAAUGAUCGAUAAUAAUUUCUCAGUAAUUGAACAUCAACAACUUGUAUUCGAUUUAGCUAUUGGACCACAUCAAUUAAGACAUGCAUGUCAUUUAGCUUAUCGUCAUCCUAAAUUAAAAUUAGUACUUAAUCAUUGUGGUUUACCUGUAGAGUUUACUGCAAGCAGAUCAGACAAUUUAGCUUGGAAAAACUGGCGCUCAGACUUGGAACUACUCAGUCGAUAUCCAAAUGUUUAUUGCAAAGUGACUGGUGCUACUGGUUGUAUACAAAAGUCUUCAGAAUCAUCUAACGAUACAUCCGAUGUUUACAGUAUCGAUCAAUGGUGUGCCAGUUCAGCUUUAUCUCAUGCAAUCAGUUGUUUUGGACCAGGCCGUUGUUUAUUUGGUUCCGGUUGGCCAAUAUGUCGAUUAUUCCAACCAAAUCAAACAGGUUGGCCUGAACAAGCCACAGCUAGUGAUUUACAAACAUUUGAUAUACCUGGUGAAAUAGCCGCUAAACGUGCAAGACGAUCAGUUCCAUUGAAAGUUCUUAAUCUAUGGGAAACUGCUAGAUUGGUGGAACAUGCUAUGGGUGAUGCUGGUUAUGGAUCAGUUGAAGAUAAAGAGAAAAUAUUUUCGACAAAUGCACAACAUGUAUAUAGUUUAUCUAUUCGACCAUAUGGUUCAUGUCCAAAACUUAAACGUUCUGAAUAGUAUUGAACAAUCAAUUGUAUCAUAUUAUAAAUUAUGUACAAAGUAUUUAAUGUAUUAUUAUCUAUACGCAUUAUCGAUGAAUUGGUUUUUAUACAAUGCACAAAAUUUUAGUAAUGGGUUUUCCCCCGUUCUAUCUGUAUUGGAGCCUUUUUACUGUUAUAUAAGGCAGAUAAUUAUACAUUUGUCGGGAUUGUUUCAUUGUAAAUAAUGCUUAUAAAUUGAACAACUUAACUGAGAUUUUUUAACUAGAACCUGGUAGAAACUGUAAAAUAUCUAACCAGUUUUCGUUAUUAUAGCCGUUUUUUACAUUCUCAGAGAAGGUGAAUAUCAUUAGAUGGAUGAUUAGUGAGAAUAAUAUGGCGUUUAGUCAUAGCUAUAUUCAGUAUUAUAAAUACUGAAAUCUUUGAUGUUUUUCUCCAGUAAUGGUUUGUUCACC
Schistosoma guineensis is the source of this 2039-nucleotide messenger RNA. The record is from the annotation of a GenBank genome assembly. NCBI's taxonomy places the organism in Eukaryota, Metazoa, Platyhelminthes, Trematoda, Strigeidida, Schistosomatidae.